CUAUAGCAACACCUGGCAUGUUUACACUGGGCAGAAGGUUUCCUUUAUCGAAUGUCCAGAAUAUACGUAACAUCUUCACCUGGUUCUCGCGCAAGUUUCCUGUCGAAGCGCCGCAAACCACUCUGGUCUUUGUCGAGGAGGUGCGCCGAUUCAUACAAGAAUGCGUUUGCCGUGUCGGUGUGUCUCAAAAAAAGUCGCGCAGCAUAGCCGACUUUCUGUUGGCCGCAGAUUAUCGCGGUGUAAAUGGUUCCGGCCUCAAUCGUCUCGAGAUGUAUCUGAACGACAUCCACAAACGCAACGUAAACAUCGAAGCCGAGCCUUCAGUGAUCAAGGAGACGGCCUCGUUUGCACAUGUCAAUGGAAACAGUGCCUUAGGCGUCACCGUUGGAAACUUUUGCAUUGAUUUGGCCGUGGAGAAGGCGCGUAACGCGGGCAUUGGCUUGGUGGUCGCCAAGCAGUCCCAUCACUUUGGCAUGGCUGCUUGGUAUGUGUCACGGGCUAUGGCCCAUGGCUAUAUCGGGUUAGUUCUGUCUAACGGGCCGCCCCAACUAAUGUCCCCAGGCGUGCAAACGUCCAGCUUGGGCGCCAAUUGCAUUGCAUUCGGAGCCAAAGGUCUGCAUACGCAUUUUCUUCUGGAUAUUGCCAUGAGCGUCAAGGACAUUGGAGCUAUUGAGUGGGCCUAUCUGCUGGGGGAGGGUAUACCUGAUAGUUGGGCGGCUGACAAGAGGGGACUACCCACGUCCGUGGCUGACGUGGCCAUUUGUGCCCAGCGCUUGUUUCCAGCUGGCGAACACAAGGGCUAUUGUAUGGCCGCCAUGAUCGACCUGUUGUGUGGAGUCAUGUCUGGCGCCGGGUACUCCACACACAUACCAUCUUCGUGGUCCGACAGCAAGAGCACCAAUUCGAAUUUGGGUCAAAUUUAUAUUGCCAUUGAUCCGCAGUUCUUUUUGCCAGACUUCGAGGAGCGUUUGGAGGACUUCAACCAAACCAUUAAGUACAGCUGUCCAAUCGACGAACUGGAUCCAGUAAAGAUACCCGGCGACAUAGAGAAGCAGCAUAUGCAAUAUGUUCGAGAUCUGCGUGCGCUGCCAUAUCCGAACGCCCUGCUUAUGAAGUAUCAGGUUAUAGCGGACUUAUUGUGUGUAAAACCCAUUCAGGUAGCAUUCAACUACCCCGAAAAGACGAAGCAUUAUUCGGAGUAAACCAAUACGUAUAACA
Messenger RNA from Scaptodrosophila lebanonensis, 1218 nucleotides. RefSeq lists its product as uncharacterized. The transcript has a single exon. Lineage: Eukaryota; Metazoa; Arthropoda; Insecta; Diptera; Drosophilidae. Gene Ontology annotation, molecular function: oxidoreductase activity. The coding region runs from base 18 to 1202 and encodes 394 amino acids. The record is from RefSeq and is a predicted model, not a curated record.